Messenger RNA from Colias croceus (clouded yellow), 2994 nucleotides. Its product is annotated as collagen alpha-1(IX) chain-like. The transcript is spliced from 23 exons. Lineage: Eukaryota; Metazoa; Arthropoda; Insecta; Lepidoptera; Pieridae. The record is from RefSeq and is a predicted model, not a curated record. Bases 277 to 2427 code for a protein of 716 amino acids.
UUAAAUGGAAUAAACAAUUUUUCUGACUCAGACAGACCGACAAAAUCGCAUACCUAGAUAAUUCAGUAAUGUUCGCAUUGUAUGUGCUAAUCCUCUUUCAUUAUAUUUUUGAUGGAUUUCCAACCCUACUGAUUAUUAUUAUACUAUGUAUACCUUAUGUAUAAAAUUAAAAACAUAUCGUGUUUCAUUUUUUCUGGGGCAUUAUCAUGAAUUAUAUUUUUAUUUAAACCACAUAAGUAUUAUUAAAACCACAACAUUUUGUUCCAAAUAAACACGAUGCUCACAGUUAAUUAUUUGUUUAUUUGCCUGAGCAUUGUUCUAACUGCACAUUUAGCUGGGUGUUUAGAAGACACUACGGAUGUUACAGACACUACCAUACCACCACCAGACCCAUUCCUCUGUUCUGGCGUUCUGCCAGGCGACAUAGACUUCCAGACGGUCGACCUCAUCGCUGUAUACCGUCUGGACCGGCCAGAAACCACGGGCAUUACUUUGGUACAGGGGUCGCAGGAUUUACAGAGAGCGUAUAGAAUUGGAGAUGGAGCUAACCUUACAUUGCCUAUACGGAAGGUCUUCCCAAACGGUCUACCAGAAAGGUUCAGUAUUACAGCCACAUUCAACGCGAGAAACCAGCAAAGACCAUGGAGUCUGAUCAGAGUCAGAGCUCAGAGUUUAAUCUUCUCUCUUACUUUGCUACCCCAUGUGAAGAAGUUGGCGGUUUUCGCGCAAAAUAGUAGAGUUAUCUUCUCUAGUCCGGAGUUAUUUAGAACAGGCUGGCAUAAAAUCCACGUCGGAAUAUCCAAUGAUACUGUGUACGCUGCUGUUGAUUGUGUUGAGUUAGAACCAGAAGAGAUAAACAAACACAACUUUAGCAACGCUACCAGUGUCAGCAUUGUAUCGAAUGAUGACGGAACACCGGCUCCCGUAGAUCUUCAAUGGUUAUCAAUAAGCUGUAAUGUUUUUAAUUUAACUGAGGAGAGCUGUGAAGAAAUUGAAAUAGCAGAACCAUUAAUAGACGCUCCUGAAAUGUGGUCUGGCUCACAGAAUUCGUCCAAUAAUCCAUUUCUUUUACCCGUAUGUAAUGCUACAUGUCCACCGGGACCUCAAGGCCUGCCGGGUUUAAAAGGAGACCAGGGCCCACCGGGUUACACCGGAUUACCUGGUGUUCGAGGUCUGCAAGGCCCUCCGGGUAUAAUCGGCCCGCCGGGACUUAAAGGAGCUAAAGGAGAGCAGGGAUUACCAGGGAUAAGUAGCAAUGUUGCCGUGAUACCAGGGCCACCUGGCCUUCCGGGAGAACCUGGGCGUCGGGGUAGUAAAGGAGAAAGGGGAGAACCGGGUCAAAAGGGGGAACCAGGUGAAGCCGGUUUAGUGGGUUUGUCUGGUCUGCCUGGAGUUGAUGGAAAGGAUGGACAACCGGGUCCUCCAGGGCCAAUAGGACCGCGGGGUGAAAUCGGUCCUCCAGGCCCUCCCGGAUCAAUUGCACAUAUGAAUAUGUCUGUGAUUCACGGUAGUAAAGGAGAGAAAGGUUCUUCGGGGAGACCGGGGCGGGAUGGUGAGCCGGGGCCUCGGGGCAUUCCUGGAUUAAUCGGGCCAAUUGGUCUACCGGGUCCACAAGGUUUUACUGGUAUCGCAGGGCCUCAAGGCGAAAGGGGCUCACCGGGAUUACCAGGCCCUGAAGGAAAAACAGGGCCGGAAGGACCACAAGGUCCAGAAGGUCGGCCAGGGCCGGCUGGUCCUCCAGGGCCUCCGGGCUUGUCUGUCCCACCGUUAUCUACCACCAGUGUUCCAGGACCACCAGGACCGCCAGGAGAAAGAGGACAGAAAGGUGAAGCAGGGCUUGCUGGUAUACCAGGUAGAGAUGGAUUGGAUGGUAUACCAGGGGCCCCGGGCCCUCGGGGCCCGCCGGGCCUUGCUGCUCCUAGAGAUAUUAUUGUCGAGCAAUCUUCAUUGACCGAAGCAGACGUGAGAAAUAUUUGUCAAGCUUUACUACAAGAGGGAUUAAAGGAACUAGCGAGUAGUUUGAUGGCUGUGCCGGUAUCUGCGGGGAGACGAGGACCACCGGGGAGACCGGGUCCAGCAGGAGCGGCAGGUACACCAGGUGAGCCUGGUUCCCCCGGGCCCCGCGGUUACCCGGGUGAGACGGGUGAACCGGGGCGACCAGGCGCGCCGGGGCCCAGCGGGGACAAAGGGGAUAAGGGGGAGCGGGGGCCAGAGGGCGUUGGGAUCCCGGGGCCUCAGGGACUUGUUGGGUUGCCGGGUCCCGUUGGUCCUCCGGGUCCAGAAGGAAGACACGGUGAGCGAGGUGAUCCGGGUAGAGAAGGUGCAAUAGGUCCCAGAGGUGUUCCAGGUCCCAGAGGAACGUGCGAAUGUCCCACAGUAUCUUAUUACGCGUAUCCACAGAUUAUGGGAAAUAUUAAAGGGCCAUAGAUAAAAUAUAUUUUCACAAUUUUCUAACGGUGCAUUUACACCAAACGAGCGAAUGCUCAUUCUAAAACCACUAUGUCAAAUUAUUUUAGUAAAACAGGCGUAGAGCAUUCUUUCGUUUUUCUUAGUGCGUUCCAAAAGAUUCCAUGCAAUGUUCUAACUUCUAAUAUUGAACAACACUGAAUAAAACUUUUCGUCUACUCUAAAAGAUCACGAAUGAAUACUCUUGCUCUAGCUCUAUGUUCGUUUGAUGUAAAUCCACCGUAAGAAAAAACCGUUACAUACCUGUGAAAUUUCGUGAUAUUGAUAACGUAUUUAUAUUAUGUAUCUCAAUUUUGUACACAAAUAUACUCAAUGUAUUUUUUACACAAAUUUUUUUUCAACAUUUUCAUAAUUUAUAUCCUAACAUACCUAUUAAAUUGAGCGUGGUUCGGAUUUGAUCUCUUGUUUUUGGGAUCCUUGCUACGAAAAAUAUAUUUUGUAGACCUAGUAAUAUUUGAAACUAGCGGUCCGCCCCGGCUUCGCCCGUGGUACAUAUUUACGUUUUCUCUACAUAAGAACCAUCCUCGU